Molecule: messenger RNA, 763 nt
Organism: Pelobates fuscus (common spadefoot toad)
Lineage: Eukaryota; Metazoa; Chordata; Amphibia; Anura; Pelobatidae
Product: zona pellucida sperm-binding protein 4-like
Exons: 5
Coding region: 47-697 (216 amino acids)
Source: RefSeq, a predicted model, not a curated record
CAAAUAUUGAUAAAACUAAAACAUUCUAAGAGAUCGGGUGGUCACCAUGGAGUUUAACUUUCGGGUAAUGGGAAUAUGCCUAUUUUUGGCUUAUAGUUUGUCAUUGUCCAAUACCCAGCCAAGUGCUCACCGUAUUAGAAUUGGUAAUCCUCGUCUGUUCUGUGGAACACAGAGCCUCCGAUAUGUUGUCUCCGGUAAUCUUCCAAGAAAUGUUUCUAUGAGAGUAAGUGCUUUAGACCAGAAUGGAAAGCUUCAGCAUUUAUCCUUACACAGUGCCUGUGGGACAAGGCUCAGUGCGAACCCUAAUGAGUCUGUGACUAUUGCUGCUUCCUAUAAAGGAUGCUUUGUUCUUAAGCAGCAAUCCCGAUACAUCAUGACCAUCUCUAUUGAGAGGGAGGUUUCCCGGGGAAUGUACAGUUUCCCACAAUUGGAAAUGCUGGAGUGUCCAGUGUUUGAAGAAAAACCUGCUGUUAAUCUGACAAGCUAUACAAUAAAGCUUUCUGCUUCCCCAGACCCAGUGUUUUUCCCAGCUGUCAAGGAUUCCAGUGAAAUCUCUAUAAAAGGAUCUCCGGUCCUCCCCAAGUCACUGGAUAAAGAGUGGCUGAGAAUAGCUAUCGUGGUGGGUGUUCUUGCAAUUCUAAUAGCAACAAUCUGUUUAUUGAAGAAGAAAUGCAAAGACCAAGCUGUGAAAAUUUAAUAAAGUAUGAGCAAAUUUAUCUUGCAUGAUUAGCUAUUGUUCCCCUAAAUAUAUUCUCACACUCUG